UGCCACCCGAAGGAAACGACGACGUCGACCUCUUUCUUCUUUCGUCCUUCUCUCGCAAAAGAGAGGAGAGAAAAGGGGAAAGCUCCGGCGAUGCUCCGCCACAUCCCGCGGUGGCGCCGCCCCUUGCGGCGGCGAUUCUCCUCCGACGCCUCCCACCACCACCGCAACCACCGCCUCAGAGAACCCCGUCCACCCCCUCCUCCUCCUCCGCUGCUCCAUAACCCUAUCGCCUCUCCCUCUCCCUCUCCCUCCCCAGCUUCGCGCCCCCUCCCCGUAUACGCCUUCGCCGGAACCCUAGUCUCCUCCCUCGCCGUCGCCUGUUACUUGCUCUCCUCCUCCUCCUCGACCCAAUCCGAGCGCCGCGCCCCGAUUCCCGACCAAAUAUACUCGGAACUCGAGGAAACCCUAGAGAGAUCCAAGGGAUCGGUUCGGAGGGUCCUGGAGCGGAUGCGGCAAACCGGGGCCGCCGCCGCCGUGCUCUGGAGGUCGCUUUUCUCCGUGCUCUCGUCGGCCAACCAGGAGGUGCGGUCGGGGUUCGAGCUCCGGGUGGCUGCGCUGGUCGCCGACAUCGCCGCCGCCAAUGCUGUGCGCAGAGAGGCUAUUGUGGGGGCCGGGGGCGGGGCCGUCGUGGAUUGGCUGCUGGAGAGCGUGGCAGGGGCGGGGACUGGUGGGGAGCGGCGCGGGACGCAGGCGGAGGCCGCGAGGGCGCUCGCGCACCUCAUUGCUGAUCCGGGCACGUGUUCCGCCGUGCUCGGGCGGCCGCGCGCUGUUCCGAACCUCCUGAAGUUCAUCUUUUCCUUCCAGCCUAAGCGGCCGAAGAAGAACUUUAAACACUCUUCAUUGGAUGGUUCAGAUCACUACAGUGGGAGGAGCAUGCUUGUCGCUGCUCUCAUGGACAUAAUCACUUCAAACUGUGAUAGUAUGGAUCACUCUUUUCGGUCUUUGUUGCCUGGAAAUGCAGAUAUAAGGGAUAUUGCGGCAGCCAUUGAAGUCGUUGAGCAUGGUGGAAUGCAGUUUGGUGAUCACAAUAGCGAUAAUGACGACGACGAUGAUGGCGACACAGGAAUUAAGGGGAUUGGGAUAAAAGUACUAGGUGGAACAACUAUUAUGGGAUUUUCAGGGGGAAAUAGCAUCUCGGAAUCACAAAAGCCCAAGUAUGAGUUAGAAUUGGCUGCAUAUAAUAGUAGAGGGCUAAUGUUGCAAGAAAAUUUUGUUUCUUACCCAAAAUUUGAGAAGUUGACUUCUGGUACUGUCCCAGGCCUCUGGGAUGAUUUGCAGAGGGAACACGUAGCUGUGCCUUUUGCUACUUGGGCUCUUGCGAAUUGGGCUUUGGCAUCCAAUGUUAAUCGUUCUCAUAUUCAAGAACUUGAUUGUGAUGGCCAUGCUGUUAUGACUGCAUUAACAGCAUCUGAGAGAACAGUGAAAUGGCACGGAUGUUUGGUGGCUCAUGCUCUCUUAGCUGAUCAGAAUUUGCCUUCGAAUCAUUCUGUUUCUGACUGGAGCUCGAGUCUUCUUUCUACAGCUUUUCAUGCUAGUAGAAGUGAAGACAGUCCAUUGGCUCAGCUAGCAUUGUCAACAAUUCUUGUUUCUAUUGAGCGAUGUAAUGAGUCGAAGGUGGUUGUGAGGGAAAAGGGCCUUGAUCUUAUGCGAGAAAUAUCUAAACUGAUGGAAAAGCAAAAAGAUUUGCAAGAAUUGAUAUCUCGUGUUUUGGAUUUGCUUUAUACAAAGGACAGUCCCUUAUCUCUCGAGGAAUGUCAAAGGUGGUCUGGUAUCGUUCUUCGAUGGAUAUUUGGUCAGUUUCAGUCAGAAACAACACAACUAACAGCGAUGAGGAUACUUUCUCGCAUACUGGAAGACAAUGGGCCAGCUGCAAUACCAAUUUCGCAGGGAUGGUUAACAAUGUUGCUUACUGAGGUUCUUGCUUGCAACAAGAUAUCAAAUUCAGAAGGAAGCAGUCCACCUAAACCUGAUAAAGUGAAGAAUCAAAUUGAGCAGUCCAAUAUCUAUUCAGCAACACAGGUUGCCAAUGAGUUAGCUUCUGCUGUUAUAAAACUAGCAGGCAUUCAGUCGGAAAGUGAACCUGAAUCCUCUGACAAACUUCCACUUGCUGAUUUUUUCUCUCUCGAACCAUUUGUUGCACCCCUCAAAAGCUUGAAAAAGGGCAACUUGCCCAAAUUCGAUGCUGCCGAUUCAGCUUUAGCCACACUUAAAGCCGUAAAAGCAUUAGCAGAACUUUGUUCUGAAGAUGCUGCAUGCCAGCAUAAAGUAUCCCGCUAUGGAGUUCUUUUUUUGCUAAGACGUUUCCUUUUGGGUGAUGAUUAUGAGAAGCUUGCUGCAAAUGAGGCUUAUGAUGCAUCAAGAGUCCUUGAGGCACAAGAAGGAAACUCAGCUGGUUCUGGGGAUUCAUCUACAUCAAAUCCUAGGGAUCCCUCCAGCAUUAGAGUACCUCCCACAAUGCAUCUUCGGAGGCAUGCUGCUCGGUUGCUAAAUAUUCUCUCUCUUUUGCCAAAUACCAAGAGAGCUAUUGCUGCUGACGAGAUAUUGCGCGAGUGGCUUGAGGACUGUGCCAGUGGAAGAAUCCCUUGUAAUGAUGUAAAACUACAAAGUUACUGCAGAUCAGCUCUGCUAAACAUAUUUUGCCCGGAAAUGGUAGAUAUGGAAGGAGUAAGUGAUGAAUAUCCUAACAUGGAUGGAGAGUAUAAAAGAAACUGCCCUCAAUAUGGUGAUAUGCUGUUUUUUCUAAACCCAGAGUUACCAUCUUAUAUUAAUUCUGUCAGGAAUCAUUCGGGAUCAGCUGAUUCCCAUAGUUCCUUCCCUUUAAAUAAUGAAUGUUUUGAAAUUGAGAACAGUAACUGCUCCAGCUCUUUAACUGAGGGAGAAGUAGCAACUAAGCCAACAGCUCCUUUACUAGACAUUGUCUUUGUCCACGGCAUUCGAGGUGGCCCUUUCAACUCUUGGCGUAUAGCAGAUAACAAAUCUUCUACUACCAGUAAAGCUGGUCUGGUAGAAAGCGUAGAUCAAGAAGCUGGGAAAGAGGGCACCUGCUGGCCGAGAGAAUGGCUUUCUGUUGAUUUUCCUCAUGCUCGCCUUUUCACUGUAAAAUACAAGACAAAUCUCACUCAAUGGUCUGGAGCUAGCUUGCCUCUUCAGGAGGUUAGUUCCAUGUUACUGAGGAAGCUAAUCGCUGCCGGCAUUGGCAGUCGACCUGUUGUUUUCAUAACUCAUAGUAUGGGGGGCCUGGUUGUCAAGCAGAUGCUUUAUCAUGCAAAGUUGAAUAACUUCAACAAGUUUCUGAACAAUACAGUCGGAAUAGUGUUUUAUAGCUGUCCGCAUUUUGGCAGCAAACUCGCAGACGUGCCAUGUCGUAUGGGCCUGGUUUUCCGUCCAGCACCUUCAAUUGGGGAGCUAAGAAGCGGGUCCCCAAGGUUGGUUGAGCUCAACGAUUUCGUGCGCCGUCUUAACAACAAGGGAGUUCUUGAGGUUCUCAGCUUCAGUGAGACCAAGGUCACACCCAUAGUCGAAGGUUAUGGUGGCUGGGCAUUGAGGAUGGAGAUUGUACCAAUUGAAUCUGCUUAUCCCGGCUAUGGUGAACUUGUUGUGUUGGAUGCAACUGAUCAUAUCAAUUCGUGCAAGCCGGUGAACCGAACAGAUCCUUCUUAUUCAGAGACGCUGGAAUUCUUGAAGAAAUUGUUACCUCGGCUUACUGGGCAACCAUAAUUUAUUCAUUCUUUCUUACCCCCUUUUUCUGCGGUCCAUUCACAUCGAAAUUGAAGUGAUUCAGAUUAUCUAACGCUCAAUCAACACUGAUGAUGAGCCAUGUGGUGAAUAUUCAGGUAAUAGGAUACAGUCAUUUGGUGUACAGAGCUUGGUUACAUGUAAAUGUUUAUUCUUAGUAGAAUUAGGAUUAUUUUGUAUUAUAUUAUUUUGCAUGUUUGUAUGUGCAAAAAAGGACACACGACAAUUCAUUUGUAUAUUACAAUUAAACAUUUGUUGCAUAUAAUAAAAAAAGAUGAAAAUAUUUCCUA
This is a messenger RNA of Ananas comosus (pineapple), 4025 nucleotides long. RefSeq lists its product as uncharacterized. Bases 91 to 3717 code for a protein of 1208 amino acids. Lineage: Eukaryota; Viridiplantae; Streptophyta; Magnoliopsida; Poales; Bromeliaceae. The record is from RefSeq and is a predicted model, not a curated record. The transcript has 10 exons.